AUGCCACCACCAACUCCCACCUUCCCGCCAGUUUCUGCAGACCCCACCUCCGUCGCUCCCACCCCCUCGCAGUCUUCGUCGCGCUCGCGCCUGCAGCAGUUAUCCGCCCACAUGUCUCCUGCAAAGAGCACCGUCUUCCAGGCCGAUGUCGUGCCCAAAGCUCCCGAAGAUCCGCUCUUCGGCUUGAUGGCCGCCUACCGCGCGGAUACAUAUCCGCAGAAGGUCGACCUGGGCAUCGGCGCGUACCGCGACGACAACGCGAAGCCCUGGGUUCUGCCUGUGGUGAAGAAGGCCGACGAGAUCCUCCGCAAUGACCCCGAGCUCAACCACGAGUACCUGCCCAUCGCGGGCAUGCCCCAGUUCACCUCUGCCUCGCAGAAGCUGAUUCUGGGUGCCGACAGCCCGGCCAUCGCUGAGAAGCGUGUCACCAGCCUGCAGACGAUUUCUGGAACCGGCGCCGUCCACCUUGGCGCGCUCUUCCUUGCUAGGUUCUACAACACCAAGGCGGACAAGACCGUCUACUUCUCGAACCCUACCUGGGCCAACCACAACCAGAUCUUCACCAAUGUCCACUUCCCCGUAAAGACCUACCCCUACUUCUCAGCCCAGACCCGUGGCCUCGACUUCGAUGGCAUGCUCUCCGCGAUCAAGGGUGCGCCUGACGGCAGCGUCAUUCUGCUUCACGCCUGUGCCCACAACCCUACCGGUGUCGACCCUACACAGGAGCAGUGGAAGGCUAUCGCUGAGGUGAUUCGCGCGAAGAACCACUUCCCCUUCUUCGACUGCGCAUACCAGGGCUUCGCAUCCGGCGACCUGGACAAGGACGGCUGGGCCAUCCGUUACUUCGUUGAGCAGGGCUUCGAGCUCGUCAUUGCGCAGUCGUAUGCCAAGAACUUUGGUCUGUACGGCGAGCGUGCUGGCUGCUUCCACUUCGUGACCGCACCCGGCCCCAACGCGAGCGACGUGGUAGAACGCGUCGACUCGCAGCUCAAGAUCCUUCAACGCUCCGAGAUCAGCAACCCGCCCGCUUACGGUGCCCGCAUUGCCUCGACUGUUCUGAACGACGCCGCCCUGUUCGAGGAGUGGAAGGAGAACCUGCGCACCAUGAGCGGCCGCAUCAUCGACAUGCGCAAGGCGCUGCGCGGCAAGCUCGAGGAGCUCGGCACUCCCGGCACCUGGAACCACAUCACUGACCAGAUUGGUAUGUUCAGCUUCACAGGCCUGACCGAGGCGCAGGUGCUCAAGAUCCGCGCCGACGCCCACGUCUACAUGACCAAGAACGGCCGUAUUUCGAUGGCCGGCCUGAACACGAAGAACGUAGAGUACGUCGCUGCCGCCAUCGACAAGGUCGUGAGGGAAACAUAG
Molecule: messenger RNA, 1365 nt
Organism: Lasiodiplodia theobromae
Lineage: Eukaryota; Fungi; Ascomycota; Dothideomycetes; Botryosphaeriales; Botryosphaeriaceae
Product: Aspartate aminotransferase
Exons: 3
Coding region: 1-1365 (454 amino acids)
Biological process (GO): L-aspartate biosynthetic process
Cellular component (GO): cytosol
Molecular function (GO): L-aspartate:2-oxoglutarate transaminase activity; pyridoxal phosphate binding
Source: RefSeq, a predicted model, not a curated record